Molecule: messenger RNA, 777 nt
Organism: Haliotis rubra (blacklip abalone)
Lineage: Eukaryota; Metazoa; Mollusca; Gastropoda; Lepetellida; Haliotidae
Exons: 1
Coding region: 1-777 (258 amino acids)
Source: RefSeq, a predicted model, not a curated record
AUGCUCUUACAAGAGAGGGAACUGGCAAGGCAUAACUAUUCGUUUGGUAAGGUUCGCAGUGCUGAACAUGGUCGUUUUACCAUUGUACCUAACACUGAGAGGGUUAUCCAGGGAUAUUUGUGUAAGCCUAUAGUCUACAAAGACACCUGUGCUGUUGUACAACCGACCAAGAACUCUGCUAUUCCACCUGAUCUAGACAUUGCACCAACCAUUGUCGAUUUUCAUCACGAUGAAAAGAUCAUGGUUCAAGUUCAUGUUUCUAAUGUCGCCACAAGGACUGUAUCUAUUCCAACAAGAGCCCUGUUAUGCGAGCUUCAAGUUGUCUCCAUUGAAGAUCUCCCAGCCAAAACACCUACCCAGGAUGAAGGACAACAGGCCAUGGACUUAAUGGAUUUCAAUGAGGCUGAUGUCACGCCUGAACAACUCAGACUUGGAAAGGAAACCAUUUCACAGUUUCUUGAUGUAUUUUCCACGGGCGAAGAACAGGACAUUGGACAUGUGACAACAGUGAAACAUAGGAUUGACCUUGAAGAUGACCGACCCUUCAAGCAGAGGCACAGAAGGAUUCCACCCGCCAUGUACCAAGAAGUGAAGGAACAUCUUCAACAACUUUUUACAAGUGGAGUCAUCCGUCAUUCCUUCUCACCCUGGUCAUCUAAUGUUGUAUUGGUGCGUAAGAAAAGCGGAAAAUUACGCAUGUGUGUGGACUUCCGACAGCAACCAACAGACCAUAAAGGACUCCUACUCGGCUCUGCCACGCAUAGAGGAGAUGUUUGA